This is a messenger RNA of Magnolia sinica, 3077 nucleotides long. RefSeq lists its product as uncharacterized. Bases 174 to 1082 code for a protein of 302 amino acids. The record is from RefSeq and is a predicted model, not a curated record. NCBI's taxonomy places the organism in Eukaryota, Viridiplantae, Streptophyta, Magnoliopsida, Magnoliales, Magnoliaceae. The transcript has 2 exons.
CCAGCCAGGUUGGUGGUGUAUGGUACACCAGCCAAUCCGCUUCCCAAAUAACUCCCCUUUAUCUCCCCUCUCUCCGACGUAUUCCCUCCAUUUCUCCGCCCCAUCGCCGAUUCCCGACUCACAUCGCAUUUCUAGAAACUCGGUCUCUCCAACCUCCGCCGAUCCCACUCAAAAUGCUCUGCUCAAUCUCGACCGGAAAAUCCGGUUCGACCUGGCUCGACCGCCUCCGUACCUCCAAAGGCUUCCCGGUCCAAACCGGCCUCGACCUGGAGCAUUUCCUCAACCCUAACCCUACUUCCAAAGUCCCCACCAACCCCAUCCCAGAAGAAAACUCUACCGGCUCGAAUCACGACGCAACCCUCGAUGGUGAAAAAUCCACCGUUGAUCGCAAGAAGAAAACCUCAUCGAAUCCCACCCCGCCAAUGAUGAUAGGCGAAAAAAAUAAUGAAGAUUGGUUCGAUAUAAUGAGCAGCGUCUUGUCGGAACUCUUCAACAUGGGAGACUCUUCAAGAAUCCGAGCGCUCGAUGUAAGGAGGAAGAAGAGCUCCCGGAAGCAGUCGAACCCUAGGAUCUGCCCGCUGUCCACGUCUGCGAGUGUUGACGAUAGCUGCCUAGCCGGCGUCCCCGCAAUGUCGCCAUCCAGCGUUGACAACAGCGUCGCGGAAGUGAAGGAAUCGAGGAAGCAAGGGAUUGCUGAAUCCUUAAAUCCGGAAGAUGAGAUCUUGCAGGCAGUCACUGUCGAUUCGGAUCUGUCUGCUUUUUCCCGUGCGGAGGUGACGAUUAUAGACACCAGCGCUCCGGCUUGGAAGUCGGAGAAGCUGAUUUAUAGAAAGGGGAGUGUUUGGAAGAUAAGAGACAAGAAGCGGAAUUCGUGGAAUGCGUUAGCAUGUCGAAAGAAGAGGAAAUUAGGUCAAAGGGAUGGAGAUGGCGGGGAGGAAAAGCAGCAGAAGUCUUCGUUUUUACCAUCCAAUUCAUUCAAAGAAGCCGUUAGUGAAGAGCAUUUAAUCUCAUCGAAUGAAGGAUCCAUACGAGUUGUUGAGAAGCGCCCAAUUGGAUGUAAUGGAUUGGGUUUCAUCUAUUAAGGCCGGUUUGGGCGUGCUUCUAUUUCAUUGUUAUUGGGUAAUUCCAGUAUCAAUUGGGGCCUUUUUCCUUGCCUAGUGUGGGGAAGGCUUGGGCCAUGGCAGAAAGUUGUGGAGGCUCUCUCCUUGCUAGUUUAUGGACUUUGAGGAAAGGAAUGAUGGAUAUUUUCACAAUAAAUGUAGGGAUCCGUACAAGGUGUUGAGAAGCGCCCAAUUGGAUGUAAUGGAUUGGGUUUCUUCUAUUAAGGCCCUUUCCAUUUGUUCUCUAGCCUCUAUCUUGGGCUUUUGUUCUAGAAUUUGGUGUAGCCAUGUUGUUGUCGUCUUCAUAAAAUAAGCUUAGUCAUCUUUUAAAAAAGAAAAAAACAAAAAACUCAAGCCAGUGAAUACACUUUGAUAUACCUCAGAAGAGCCGUGCUAGAAUGGCAGACAUGACCACUCAUAAGGUAAAGUUCACUAAAACAUGUCCUGGACCAAAAUAUAGUAUUAGUCCACUAGAAAAAUGGAUGUUCGGACAAUAAGUCCAGCGAUCUAUAUUCAAAGCACGUGUGGCUUGCUUGAUGAGUGUACCAUUUUCAUUUUUGGUUUAUGACGUGUUCAUUGUACACAAAAUACCAAAUGAAUGGCCCAAAUCUUUCACUAGAUUGUCAACGGUUCGGGUCAUAGGGUGGCCCUAUGGCCUACCCGAGAUGAUUACGUUCCAGUCUUGCUAGGUUCAAACAAUAUUUUAAAUAAAGAAUAGCGUGUAGCAUAGCGUUCACCCCUUUGAAGCAUGGGGCGUAAGCUACAAUGUGUAGCUUACUCUACAUGCUACUUUAGAUUUUUAUCAAAGUUGCGUUUGGUUGCACCAAUUCAUGAUAUUUUGCACCAAAUUAGACUAAUUAAUAAUGAAAUUUAACACAAAUUCAUGAUAUUUGGUGCAACCAAGCGCAACCGAAAGUAAUAGGAAAGGGCAAUGAUUAAAUAUGAAGGUAAAGAAAGAGCAAUGAAACUGAUUGAAUAUUGUUACUUGCGUUAUUUUACUAAAAGCAUUAAAAAGAUUAGCUAAUUUUUAUUGAAAUUAUAAAAAUGUAAUCAAUUAUUGAAAACAUUAAUUGAUUUUAAUGUUGUAGUGAAAAAUAACUUGUAACGUAAGCUACAUAGUGUGUAGCAUAGUCUAUGUAGAAUGUAACAUACGCAAAUCAUCAUAUAACACAGGCUAGCAUAACUAUUUGAUCACUAGGUCCAAGUCUAGCUUUUGAGGACCUAGACCUGUUCCUGGAUCCAAUCAGGUUGGUGUCGUCGUCAGAUCUUUGGACCUUGGUUUUAAGUUGCAUUUGGGUCAGGUCUGGGUCAAGGGCAUUUGCAUGGUCUGGGUCAGGACCGGCGUACACAAACGGGCUACACUGACACAUGCAUGGUGUGUAAAUGGGCUUUAUCUUAAGUGUGUAACUUAGUAAACCUCAUUCUGUUGCUAGAGUAAUUAAUUUAUAUUUACUAUAUGUGACAUCAGUAUUAAAAUUAACUGGACCCUACCCAGGCCCGACUGACCUGUUUUCGACUGGGUCUAAGAUGGUGGUCUAUUCUUCCUUAUCAAACCUGACUAGAUCCAUUUUGUAACUAGGAUUCAAUGUGGCAGUACCAUGACCUGAUCCAUUUUGUAAACAGUUACAUAACAUUGUCAGACCCGUUAAAAUCUAGUUGGGUGCAUUUGGUACCCAUGGGUCCAAGUACCCGUUGACAACCCUAGCUCACUUGUGCCAUGUUGGGUAGAUCAUGUUUAAGAUUAUAUUUUGGUCUUGGAUUUUGCCGAGAAAAGGGAGAGAGAGAGAAAGGGAGAGGGGAAGGAUGCAGUGAGGAGUGAGAGGUGUUAAAUCAGGAUGGGAUUAUGAAGGGUAAAAUUGGCAGUAAGUUCGACUAAAUGGGCUUCGAUGAUCUCUUCUGGUGGGGGCUGUUUAUUGACAACUAUUGUAUAAUGGGUUUUCAUGGAAUGAAAUUAUACAUGUGGGGUUUUGUGUCCUA